AAUGAAUCAAUUAAGAAAUCAAAGAGGAACAGAAACAGAUGAAGUAUACAUUGAUCCAGAAAGAGGAAUAGCCAUUAAUGCUAGAUAAAUGACAACAGAAUAGCAUUUCAAAUAUUAUAAAUCAUCCUUUAGCACAUUAAGACCUGAUUUGACUGAAUAUGAAUAUGAAGCAUUUGCUAAGAGAUUAAGAGUGGGUAUUAUAUAAAUUUAUGAAUAGGUGAAUCAUUUUUAAAUCAUAUGAGAGUAUUUCUUAAUCAUGAAUCAGGUAGAGUAACUAAUCUCUAUUCUAUUAGUGCAAGAUUUGAUAAAAUGCUUGUAAUUUGUUCUUUUAAUUUUAGAACUAUUAAAAUCAAUAUUUUCAUCUUAGAACACCUUUCAUUCUUGGACAUAGAUCGAAUGCAAAUAGAAAUUGGGCUGAUGCUUCUAAAGUUGUAAAUUAUGUUGAGAAACAAUUACUAAAAAUUACAAAAUAUGGUAAUUUUAUAUAUUAAACUUACAAGGAUUGGAUUAUCCAAAUUAUUAUGCUCCAUAAAAUGAGAAUGAACUUAAAUAAAGAGAAGAUGAAAUUUAUGAGCGCUUUAUUAAAGAAAUGAGAAAACCUCCAGUUGUUGCAGCUUAAUGAA
Messenger RNA from Paramecium pentaurelia, 623 nucleotides. The record is from the annotation of a GenBank genome assembly. Lineage: Eukaryota; Ciliophora; Oligohymenophorea; Peniculida; Parameciidae.